This is a messenger RNA of Helobdella robusta, 378 nucleotides long. RefSeq lists its product as hypothetical. The transcript is spliced from 3 exons. The annotation marks the transcript as partial. The record is from RefSeq and is a predicted model, not a curated record. NCBI's taxonomy places the organism in Eukaryota, Metazoa, Annelida, Clitellata, Rhynchobdellida, Glossiphoniidae.
CCGGCUGAUCCAGGCAGACCCGCAAAACCAGUCGAUCCAGUAUCUCCUUUCAAGCCAGGAGCUCCAUUCGAUCCUGCUAAACCCGGUUGCCCAGGUGAUCCUCGGAAACCAGGUGAACCGGGUGUACCAGGCGUCCCAUUAUCUCCAGGCAAACCUGUACUUCCCUUGGCACCGGGAUCUCCUGCUGAUCCUUGUGGACCUGGUAAACCAAUAGAACCAGCUGAUCCAGGACUUCCUUGCGGUCCCAUUUCCCCCUUAGGCCCAAUUGGACCUAAUGGACCUUGUGCUCCUGGUGAACCAGUAGGACCCUGCGCACCUGUUGCUCCAACUGGUCCAGGCAAUCCAGGAGAUCCAGCAUCCCCAGACAAGCCGGAGUAA